AUGACUUUCUACUUUUUCAUCGCCCUGGGCGCAGACGCCCCUCCUCUCCAGGUCUACCACUUCGAGCACGGAGAUACUUGGGUCGCCAUCGGCGGCUGCUACGAGGAUCUACUGCAGAGCCCCCGCGCGGAACGCCUGCUGCGCCCCGAGGACCGCGAGGACGGCCCCGGACCACGCUGGAUAGUCAUCCCUUUCCUCUGGCGCCCAUACGGACCCUCCACCGUCAUCUCGAGCCGCGAUCCGGUGGCGCCCCUCCUCUGGAAGCCUGAUAUCCCCGACCUCCUGACGAACCGCGAGGGCAGCCGCAUCGCGGCGGAUAGGAUUCAACAAAUGAUGGACGCCGCCCGCGCUUUCGUGCAGAUCGCCGAGCGACUGCGCGAUUCAGCACCACCCGCCUUCUUCCUCCGCGACGGCGCGCGCAUCAAGCCGACCGACGUAGACUUCCUGAGCAUCCAGGGACGAGGCGAAGCCGACUGGAUCCUCGAACGCGCGCGCGAAUUCAACACGGCGGCGAUGGACCACGUCUCCUUCACUGCAUGGUUCACCCUCAACUUCCGCGGCUGGGAGGAAGUCCUGUCGCCCGAGCAGCUGGAGGUGGUGCGUGCCUGCCAGUUCAAGGAUCGCCCCAAGAAGGGGUGUCUUCUUAACCUCCUAGUCGACUACCCUCUCGUCAACUUCGAGCGUUGGAUUAAGCACAAGGUGCCCAUAUACUACAUCUUCACGGAGGCCAUGUACUACCUCGACCGCUUCGUGCGCGUUCGCCCGGACAUCAUCCAGGACUAUUGGGAAAGGAGGCAGUGUCAGAACACGGAGGAGGACCUUAAGGACUUCUACUGUCUGGUGGAGCCGGCGACGAUCGAGUACGACGACUUCUUCCAACAACGCCUGCAGCGACGAACCUUAGUCGACACCCCUCGCUUCCACUACCGGCCGCAAGUCAUGUACUCGGUACAGAUCUGCCAGGGGUACCGCCCGUACAUCGUUCACAACCCUACCCUCGCCAAACUCCUUCUCGAGCGCUACGAGGCGAUCAACAGACCUGAGACGCCGGGCAGGAUCCGGAUGGCGCGCUGGGCCGCCCGCGAGCCUUACCGGGGGCCGGAGGACGAGAGAGAAUUCACGAUGGACCCUGGCACGACGGGGCUACCCUCCGACCUCCCCUUUGCCGAUAAGUCGUUUGACCGCGACUCGCAAUGGGUCGAGAACGACUACCUGACCUUGCGCGAGCUCUUCAAACUGUCAUUCGCGCCACGGCCCGGCGAGGCCUACAAUAUUGAAGGAGGACGGUCGGCCUUCCCUUUGGAAGAAGGGGGUGGUUUGAAGGAGUUCGAGAAGGAGCUCGUCGCACGCGCGGUGUAUGAAGGGAAGAAGCGCCCCGAGGAGUACCUGGAGUUCCACGACUGGGAGAUCGGAUGGGGAGGGCAAGUCGAAUGGAUGCUGUCCAUCGCCCAGACCGCUUCAGCGGUAUCCGACGACGCAGAGAUGGGCGACCCCCGUCCACUCGAGGAAGGAGAGCUGACCGACGACAGCCACGGGUCCAGCUCCGAGUCGGACGAGUUCACGACCGCUCCUCUGAGCAGGCCUUCGCUCGGACAGCGCAUCACGGACCCCACGACAGGCGAGCCAGUAUGGCAAAGAGGGCUCGCCGCGCGGUUGUCGUCCCCGAGCGAGGUCGAUAGGCGCCGGGGAAGGCGCACGCGGUGGGACGACGAGAGCUCCGAGGGAGAAGGAACCCCCGCCAGCAGUGUCGCCUCGUCCGGGCGAGUCUGGCAGACGGAGAGGCGGAGUGCGUCUCCAGUACGAACGUCGCGCCUCGCCGACCCGGGACGGACCUCCAGCAAGGUGUACAGCGAAGGGCACACGCGCUGGAAGGAGGUUGAGGAGGGCUUCUGGAGACAGCUGGACGAACUAGCCAACCGCAUGACCAUGCCCCGAGGACCUUACGUGCGCGACGACGUACGACGACCAAGGAUCGAUUGGAGCGACGACUUCGUGGCGCGCGGACUCCUACAUGUGCACGGCUGGGAGGACCGCGUUCGCCUGCUCCUCUACACCAUCUACCACCGGUCCCUCCGUACGCCAGUCCACGUGCUCGACUUCGUCGUGGAGAAGGGGAUGAAGGUUUCCUUCCUCGUGCCUCGCGAUCCGGUGCCGACGCUGGCGCAGAUCGGCUCGCGCAACCCUCCCUCGUCAACGCUCUUUUCCCCGCUGUCGGGAAGAACACCGAGGGAAGUAUUCCGCAUCUGGGAGAGUCAGUUACAAGGUCCUGCCUGGGCGAAGACGCACUUCGCCGCUUUCCUAGCCGAGGGGGGCACCAUCGCGUAUCUCGUGCGGCACUACGCGAAGGACUACCUCGACUGCGCAGGGUCGGGGGUGAGCCCGGAGAGCCGAGCCUACACGCUCAAUAGCUUUCCCCUCCCCGUUAGCUGCAAGCUCGGCGGCAACUACUUCGUGGUGCGAGACGUCGCUGGAGAUACGGAGCUGGAGGCUAUCGGGGGGCAGGUCGCCAACUCCCGCGACGAGAUGAACCCGUACUACGUCGUUCCCCCGACAGCGACCUUCGACUCUCCGGAAUGGAUCAUCGGCACGGGCGAAUGGGGCGAAGCGGAGGAGGCGUACCUCAACGAGGUCCUGCACCGUUGGAAGACCGGGAAGGAGACGAAGCUGAGGACCGCGGUACAAUGGGCGAAGCACGCCGGCGUCUGGGCGCACGCUUACAAGCAACGCCGGCCGGAGGAAGCUAAGCGCGAGCGUGUCCCGAGCGGCAGCGAAUGCGAGGAGUGGUGCAAGAAGUUGGAGGAGGCUUUCGGCGUAUCCCUCGAGUUCCGCAAGGUCGCUGACUUGGUCAAACCACUCAAGGCCAAGAACCUGCGACAGUUCCGCUGA
Molecule: messenger RNA, 2886 nt
Organism: Schizophyllum commune H4-8
Lineage: Eukaryota; Fungi; Basidiomycota; Agaricomycetes; Agaricales; Schizophyllaceae
Exons: 1
Coding region: 1-2886 (961 amino acids)
Source: RefSeq, a predicted model, not a curated record